Molecule: messenger RNA, 665 nt
Organism: Gavialis gangeticus (Gharial)
Lineage: Eukaryota; Metazoa; Chordata; Crocodylia; Gavialidae
Product: cytochrome c oxidase assembly protein COX16 homolog, mitochondrial
Exons: 4
Coding region: 101-406 (101 amino acids)
Biological process (GO): mitochondrial respiratory chain complex IV assembly
Cellular component (GO): mitochondrial inner membrane
Source: RefSeq, a predicted model, not a curated record
GAACUGAGGUGCUCGGGGCCGCGGUGCUGGGCCGGGUUCCUGUGCCCGACGGACCGCCUAACCCGGAAGAGCUGGCAAGGUGGAAGGGCCCGGCCGCAGCAUGGCGUGGCUGCGGCGGAAUAUUACGCUGCGCUAUGGCAUCCCCAUGGUGCUUCUUGUUACUGGAGGAUCAUUUGGUCUCCGUGAGUUUGCUCAGAUUCGAUAUGAUUAUCAAAAACUCCAUAGGAAGAUGGAUCCAGCUUUGGAAGCAAAAUUUGAAAAGAAUACCACACUGGAAUCUGAAUAUGAGAAAAUACAAAACUCUACCUUUGAUGACUGGAAGAACAUCAGAGGACCUCGUCCAUGGGAAGACUCCAUAUCUGUCCAGGCACAACAGAAGGAGGCUCUUAGUUCCAAGUCAUCCUGACUGAGCCUGCUCACUCUGAUGUCCAUGGGAUCAAGGUCUCUUAAUGGCAGUGACUGGACUUUUCAGUCUUCCAGUUCAGUGUCAAGGACAAGCAUGGGUAGGUGGAAGAUAAGGGAUAUCAUCAAUGAACAAUCCAAGUCAAUGGAUAAGUGAUUCAUGUACAAUAAAUCUGAGACCUAUGGUGAAAUAAAGAACUUAGUGUGAGUUUUCAAAGACUGUGUAUAUUACAUCUCAAUAAAGAUUAGUUCAUUCUCCACUG